CGCUACAAGGACACCGCCGCUUCACAAACACACACACACACGCACACACUCGGUGUGUCGCACUUUACUUGUUAGCUCAGCAGCCGGCCGCCUUACUCACUAUCUUAUCUUUUAUAGAUGAGAUAGAGCCGGCUAAGCUAACUAGCAGCUAACUGUUUUUAGCAGGACUCGCUAGCUUCUCUGGAGUAACCCCUGUGUGAGGACAAGUGGAGCGGGCAGCACCGGACUGCUCCAGCCAUGGUGUUCAUCCAGAGCUACUGUGAAGCCAACUCCUCCAUCUCCCACACCUGGGUGGAGCAGGGCAUCUCCCCCUGCUUCUACUUCACCCUCGUCCCCUCCAUCCUGGUCUCCCUCUCCUUCUUCCUCGGCACCAUCCACUGCGUGUUCUACAAGAAAUAUGGCACGGCCAUGGAACCCAAGUUCAUCCCGCGCACCUGCCUCUACGGCUUCCAGCUGGCCGUGUCCGUCCUCCUGGUGGUCCAGUUCCUGGGGGGGAUGGUGUGGCAGGCGGCCGCCGGGGGGGAGCUCCCGGGCUACGUGUUGCUCUAUGGCUGCUUCUCGGCGCUGGCCUGGGCCUGGGCCAUCAGCCUGCUCCGGGUGGAGAGACGCAGGGUCCUGGUGAUGGACCGGACCCGGGGCCACAGCGCCUUCCUGCUCAUGUUCUGGGCUUUGACCUUCGCGUCGGAGAACCUGGCGUUCGUGUCCUGGUACAGUCCUCACUGGUGGUGGGGGCUGGAGAACAGGGACCAGCAGGUGCAGUUUGCCCUGUGGCUGAUUCGCUACACGUGCACCGGGCUGCUCUUCCUCAUUGGUCUCAAAGCGCCCGGGUUGCCACGGAAACCGUACAUGCUCCUGAUAAACGAGGAUGAGCGGGACGUGGAGCACAGCAGCCAGAGUCUCUUGGGCAGAGCCGAGGAGAACGAGUCCACCUGGCAGGGCUUCAGACAGAAGGUCCGUCUGCUCGUCCCCUACUUGUGGCCCAAGGGCAACAUCGUCCUCCAGCUGCUGGUCGUCUUCUGUCUGGUGCUGCUGGCAGUCGAGAGGGCCAUCAAUGUCUUCGUACCCAUUUACUACAAGAACAUCGUCAAUGACCUAACCGGGGGCAGAAGCUGGCCCACUGUGGCCACUACAGUGGGCAUUUAUGUCCUGCUCAAGUUCCUGCAGGGUGGAGGGGCAGGUGCCUCUGGGUUUGUCAGCAACAUGCGCUCGUUCCUGUGGAUCCGCGUGCAGCAGUUCACCAACCGCGUGGUUCAGGUGCAUUUGUUCGCCCACCUGCACUCGCUCUCCCUGCGCUGGCAUCUGGGCCGCAAGACCGGGGACGUGCUGCGGAGCAUGGACCGCGGCACCUCCUCCAUCAACAGCCUGCUCAGCUACUUAGUCUUCAGCAUCUUCCCGACCAUCGCCGACAUCGUCAUCUCCAUCGUCUACUUCAUCACAUAUUUCAACGCCUGGUUUGGCCUUAUUGUCUUCGUCUGCAUGGCCUUGUACCUCACUUUGACCAUCAUCAUCACCGAGUGGAGGACAAAGUUCAGACGAGACAUGAAUCUGCAGGACAACAACGCCAAGUCCAAGGCUGUUGACUCCUUGUUAAACUUUGAGACGGUGAAAUACUACAAUGCAGAGAACUAUGAGGUUGCCCGUUUUGAAGAUUUCAUCCUAAAAUAUCAGGCGUCUGAGUGGAAGACCCAGGCGUCUCUAGCCUUCCUCAACCAGACGCAGAACCUCAUCAUCGGCUCCGGGCUGCUGGCCGGCUCCCUGCUCUGUGCCUACUUCGUGACUGAAGGAAAGUUUCAGGUUGGAGACUUUGUUCUCUUUGGGACCUACAUCAUCCAGCUGUACACCCCCCUCAACUGGUUUGGAACCUACUACAGAGUGAUCCAGAAUUCUUUCAUCGACAUGGAAAACAUGAUUAAACUGUUUGAAGAAGAGGAAGAGGUGAAAGACGAAGUUAACGCCGGGAAUCUUCUCUACGAACUGGGAAAAGUGGAGUUCGAGAACGUUCACUUCAGCUACAUCGACGGCAAGGAGAUUCUCAACGACGUUUCCUUCACUGUGCUGCCGGGACAAACCGUCGCUCUGGUCGGACCGUCAGGCUCCGGGAAGAGCACCAUCAUCCGACUGCUCUUCCGUUUCUAUGACGUUAACGGAGGCUGCAUUCGCAUCGAUGGCCAGGAUAUCUCCAAGGUGAAGCAGACGUCUCUGCGGGCUCAUAUCGGCGUCGUUCCCCAGGACACGGUGCUUUUCAACUCCAACAUCCGGGAUAAUAUUCGCUACGGGCGAAUCUCUGCCAGCGACCAGGAGGUGGAGGACGCUGCUCUCGCUGCGGACAUCCACGAAAAGAUCGUGACCUUCCCUGAAGGUUAUGAUACCCAGGUGGGGGAGCGAGGUCUGAAGCUGAGUGGAGGAGAGAAGCAGAGGGUGGCCAUCGCCAGGACCAUCCUCAAAGCGCCGCAGAUCAUCCUGCUGGACGAGGCCACAUCGGCACUGGACACACAAACAGAACGCAACAUCCAGGCGUCACUGGCUAAAGUCUGUGCCAAUCGCACAACAGUUGUUGUCGCUCACAGGUUGUCGACCAUCAUCGGCGCAGACCAGAUCCUUGUUAUAAGUGACGGUCGGAUUGCAGAGAGAGGAGGACACGAUGAGCUGCUGCUGAAGGGCGGCUUGUACGCAGACAUGUGGAUGAACCAGCAGCAGGCGCAGGACACCGAUUCCUCAUCCGACACCGAAGCCAAAGAUCGGCAAUCGGAGAAACUGCAGCCGCCGUCGACCUCUUCAGGCCACCACGACCACUGAAUGUAUUUUAUAGGAGAGAACGCUACAUUUAAACUCUCGUAGGUGAUUUCAAUGUGAGAGGAAACUCCGCUAUAGAGGAAAAACGCUAUUUAUUUGUAGAAUUAUUCAUGCUGCAUGUGCACUGGCAGAUCAGGGAGAAAAGGGAAGGUGCCUUAACAAAGGGCUGAAAUGAAUCGGAGGACUCAGAUUAGUUGUUUCCCCCUCAAUGGUAUUAGUUAUGUUGGUGCUCAAGAUUUUUUUAUGUUGGAAGUGGAGCGGAAAUGUCAAGUUAUUACCACGAAAAUAAAAAAACAGAUGUAGAUACUCAUUUUUAGAAUGUUUCGAGCCAUAAUCACUUUGCUGCAGGGUUACGAGUGAAAUGUGUUAUUACAUGUUUAUAGUCUGAGGAUAUUCUCUUUAGAAGCUCUCAUACCAACUUUUUUAAUGUCAUGUUGUUUUGAUGUUUUUAUAUUGAAAAGGCUUUGAAAUGUCUUAUUAUUUAAAAAUAGAAAAGGCAAAAUUGCACAAAAAACAAGGGAGUGAAUGAUUUCUGUAAAAAACGAUGUCAGGGAUCGUUUUCCGCUUUGUUUGUUUUUUAUGUUGUUGGUGUUCGGUUGUCAGUUUAUGAGCUUUACUGUUAUUUAAAGUGAUAUUUUUAAUCUGUACGCCUCUGUAUACUUUGGAUCACUACGAUAAAAUGAAUUGUCGAUGAUCUAGAUAUGUCAUUGAUAUCCGAAUUUAAAAGUAAAACAUAAAAAGAUCUUCAGCUUCAUUUACAUAUGAAGCUGUUCAGUCCAUGUCUGCCUGUCGUUGGCAGUUAAAGACAAUUCUCUUUUCUCCUGGCAGGUGUUUGACUUUGUGUGAGGAUGUAACGGAAUGGAAUCGGUCAUUUCUACGCUUUUAUAUACAUGUAUAAACAAUCAUAUACAUUAUUUCUGCAUUAACUGUGACGUCUACCUCACAACGUUUUUCUUUUCUUUCACUUGGGGACAAUAAAAGUUUUAAUCCGA
Messenger RNA from Limanda limanda (common dab), 3785 nucleotides. It is a transcript of the gene abcb6a, whose product is annotated as ATP-binding cassette, sub-family B (MDR/TAP), member 6a. Gene Ontology annotation, biological process: transmembrane transport; heme transport. Lineage: Eukaryota; Metazoa; Chordata; Actinopteri; Pleuronectiformes; Pleuronectidae. The coding region runs from base 238 to 2796 and encodes 852 amino acids. Gene Ontology annotation, molecular function: ATP binding; ATP hydrolysis activity; ABC-type heme transporter activity. The transcript has 20 exons. The record is from RefSeq and is a predicted model, not a curated record. Gene Ontology annotation, cellular component: membrane.